Molecule: messenger RNA, 1361 nt
Organism: Fundulus heteroclitus (mummichog)
Lineage: Eukaryota; Metazoa; Chordata; Actinopteri; Cyprinodontiformes; Fundulidae
Product: actin, alpha cardiac muscle
Exons: 9
Coding region: 129-1262 (377 amino acids)
Source: RefSeq, a predicted model, not a curated record
GGUCCCACCCCCCUGAUUCCUGAAUCCAAUGUGGGGGUUAUAUAAGGAGCUCUCUAUACCAUCAACCCUCGUCCCAGUGGAAGCAUCUACCUGCCAGUGCAUCUUGACCACCAGAAUAAACCGCAAUCAUGUGUGACGAUGAUGAGACCACCGCACUUGUGUGUGACAACGGCUCUGGCUUGGUCAAGGCUGGAUUCGCCGGAGAUGAUGCUCCCCGAGCUGUCUUCCCUUCCAUCGUUGGAAGGCCCCGCCACCAGGGUGUGAUGGUGGGUAUGGGGCAGAAGGACAGCUAUGUGGGUGAUGAGGCCCAGAGCAAAAGGGGUAUCCUGACUCUGAAGUACCCGAUUGAGCACGGUAUCAUCACCAACUGGGAUGACAUGGAAAAGAUCUGGCAUCACACAUUUUACAACGAGCUGCGUGUGGCUCCCGAGGAGCACCCCACCCUCCUCACUGAGGCGCCACUGAACCCCAAAGCCAACAGGGAGAAGAUGACUCAGAUCAUGUUUGAGACAUUUAACGUCCCCGCUAUGUAUGUGGCCAUCCAGGCUGUGCUUUCUCUGUAUGCUUCUGGUCGUACCACUGGUAUUGUGCUUGAUUCUGGUGACGGUGUUACCCACAACGUCCCAAUCUAUGAGGGUUACGCUCUGCCACAUGCCAUCAUGCGUCUCGAUCUGGCUGGCCGUGACCUGACAGACUACCUGAUGAAGAUCCUGACUGAGCGUGGCUACUCCUUUGUCACCACUGCUGAGCGUGAGAUUGUGCGAGACAUUAAGGAGAAGUUGUGCUACGUGGCUCUUGACUUUGAGAAUGAGAUGGCCACUGCUGCCUCCUCAUCCUCGUUGGAAAAGAGCUAUGAACUGCCCGAUGGUCAGGUCAUCACCAUUGGUAAUGAACGUUUCCGUUGCCCAGAGACCCUCUUCCAGCCUUCUUUCAUUGGUAUGGAGUCUGCUGGAAUUCAUGAAACUGCAUACAACAGCAUCAUGAAGUGCGACAUUGACAUCCGUAAGGACCUGUAUGCCAACAAUGUGCUCUCUGGUGGUACCACAAUGUAUCCCGGUAUUGCUGACCGUAUGCAGAAGGAGAUCACAGCCCUGGCCCCAAGCACCAUGAAGAUCAAGAUCAUUGCUCCUCCUGAGAGGAAGUACUCUGUCUGGAUUGGUGGCUCCAUCCUGGCUUCCUUGUCCACUUUCCAGCAGAUGUGGAUCAGCAAACAGGAGUAUGAUGAGGCCGGCCCCUCUAUUGUCCACAGAAAAUGCUUCUAAACCUAUAGCCACCUGUUUCCACCCCUGUGUUUGUACAUCGUUAUGUGUUGUAUAUACAUGUCUGUGCACUGUUGUAAUAAAGAUAAGCCUUUCAGAGAC